This is a messenger RNA of Zingiber officinale, 1127 nucleotides long. RefSeq names its product dihydroceramide fatty acyl 2-hydroxylase FAH1-like. Gene Ontology annotation, molecular function: iron ion binding; fatty acid 2-hydroxylase activity. The transcript has 8 exons. Bases 234 to 947 code for a protein of 237 amino acids. Lineage: Eukaryota; Viridiplantae; Streptophyta; Magnoliopsida; Zingiberales; Zingiberaceae. The record is from RefSeq and is a predicted model, not a curated record. Gene Ontology annotation, cellular component: membrane; endoplasmic reticulum. Gene Ontology annotation, biological process: lipid biosynthetic process; fatty acid metabolic process.
CAUUACGUUCCAAUUGACGGCGUCGAUUCAAUUCCGGACGCGGACUCGCCAAAAAAAGAAACUAAAAUGCAUAUAACUACUCAGCGUUCGCCCCUUUCGUCGUUCCCGUUCAUCCCCUCCUCCUCUUGUUCGCUGGGCCACGCCAGGAGGAAGGAGAGCUCGGCAGGCGAUUUCUAGGGCUUCGACUUUGCUCCUUCUCUGUUUUGUUUCUUUGUGUAUUCUAAAGGACCAAAAUGGUUGCACAGGAGUUCACAGUUGAUUUGAAUAAGCCUCUUGUUUUUCAGGUUGGUCAUCUAGGAGAAGCUUAUGAAGAAUGGGUUCACCAACCUAUAGUCAGUAAGGAAGGCCCACGUUUUUUUCAAAAUGAAAUUUUGGAGUUCUUAACACGAACAGUAUGGUGGGCGGUUCCAGUGAUAUGGCUGCCAGUUGUUUGUUGGUGUUUAGCCAUGUCUAUAGAAAGGGGAAUAACACUCCCUCAGUUAGCUUUGGUGGUAGCGACUGGAAUACUUCUAUGGACCUUGAUUGAGUACACUUUGCAUCGGUUCCUUUUCCACAUUAAAACUAAAAGCUAUAGGGGAAACACUCUGCAUUAUCUUAUGCAUGGUUGCCACCACAAACAUCCAAUGGAUGGGCUGCGGCUAGUAUUUCCCCCUGCUGCUACUGCUAUUUUAUGUAUACCAUUCUGGAAUCUUGCUAAAUUAAUCUCCAUUCCGACAAUAUCUCCUGCCUUAUUCGGAGGUGGGCUAUUGGGUUAUGUUAUGUAUGACUGCACUCACUACUACCUGCAUCAUGGACAACCUACCGUCGAGCCUGGUAAACACUUGAAGCGGUAUCAUCUGAAUCAUCACUUCAGGAUUCAAAACAAGGGCUUUGGAAUAACUUCUUCACUAUGGGACAUUAUCUUCGGUACAUUGCCCACACAAAAAUCACCUUCUAAGGCCACAUAGAUUCCAUUAGUAAUCUCACAGCUGGUGGUUUUAUUAUUUUUUUGUUUCCCAAGAUGAACUUGUCAUCAAUCUCUACGCAAGCUAGCUUUGCAUUCUUAUGGCAUUCGUGUACAUACUGUGCACUUUGAACUCUGUAUUCAGUUUGCUUGUGAGCAUUGGUAGUUGUAUUGAUCUUGAAUA